Messenger RNA from Penicillium diatomitis, 3084 nucleotides. RefSeq names its product glycoside hydrolase family 71 protein. Gene Ontology annotation, molecular function: glucan endo-1,3-alpha-glucosidase activity. The transcript has 4 exons. The coding region runs from base 1 to 3084 and encodes 1027 amino acids. NCBI's taxonomy places the organism in Eukaryota, Fungi, Ascomycota, Eurotiomycetes, Eurotiales, Aspergillaceae. The record is from RefSeq and is a predicted model, not a curated record. Gene Ontology annotation, biological process: mating projection tip cell wall disassembly.
AUGGGGCUUUCCCUUCUCUAUUACCUCGCUUUUGUUUUCUGUCAAGUCCAGGCCAGAGCUGUUUUUGCUCACUUCAUGGUCUCGAACACGGAAGGAUACACUGUUGCAGACUGGGAAGCGGAGAUGACCCUGGCCUUCGAAGCCCACAUCGACGCAUUUGCUCUGAAUAUCGCCGCGAAUCAGCCAGUCAACGAUCAUUCCCUGGGAAAUGCCUUUCUCGCGGCCGAGAACGUGGGCUUCCACCUCUUCUUUUCGUUCGACUAUGCCGGGAACGGCCCAUGGGCCAAGGUUGACGUGAUCGAGCUGAUCCAAUUCUAUAAGUCGCCUAAUGUCUAUUACCACUACAAUUCUCAACCGUUCGUGUCCACGUUUGAGGGCCCUGCUAACGCGGCUGACUGGGUCGAUAUCAAGAAAGAGACUGGUUGUUUCUUUGCGCCGGACUGGUCGUCACUUGGCGCCAUGGAGGCAGUGAAGCAGGCGGAUGGUGUCGCGGAUGCGCUAUUUAGCUGGGCGGCAUGGCCUAAUGGCCCGGUGAAUAUGGACACAUACACGGAUGCCUCGUAUAUCAACUACCUCGAGGGCAAACCUUAUAUGAUGCCAGUGUCGCCGUGGUUCUUUACUAACAUGCCCGGGUACGACAAGAAUUGGCUCUGGCGCGGCGAUGAUACGUGGUUUGACCGCUGGAACCAGGCUCUGUUCCUCGCGCCGGAGUUCGUCGAGAUCAUCUCCUGGAACGACUUUGGCGAGUCGCAUUAUAUCGGUCCUAUCCGGGCUGCUGAUGAUCCCUUGGCAGAUCAGACUUACACGGCCUUCGAUACCGGGAACUCGCCGUACAACUAUGCCCUGGACAUGCCGCAUGAUGGAUGGCGUCUUUUUCUUCCCUAUGUGAUCGAGACAUACAAGAACAACAUCUCCACGAUCACGCAGGAAGGUGUCACGGGCUGGUAUCGGCUCAACAAAGCGGGAGCCUGUCCGUCGGAUGGAGGAACGACCGGCAAUACCUACAGUCAGCUGCAGGUCGAGUACUGGCCGUACGAGAUGGUGCAAGAUAAGAUUUUCUACUCUGCCUUGCUCGGUUCCGGGGCGGAUGUAUCGGUGUCGGUGGGUGGAACGGAUCUGGGGGCCUCGUGGACCUCAACGCCCAGCGGCGGAAUCGGGAUCUAUCAUGGCAGCGUGUCGUUCACCGGGCACUCGGGUUCGGUGGUGAUUUCCAUUACCCGCGGAGGAGCCUCUAUUGCCACGAUCCAGGGCCAGUCGAUCUCUGCUGGCUGUGCCGCUGCUUCCGGAGUGGAGAACUGGAAUGCCUGGGUGGGGAGUGCCAUAUCCUCCACCACCAUCAAAGUCGCUCCGACCUCUUCUCUGGGCGAGCAAACCUGCGUGGAUGGCUGGGGGGUCAAUAACUUCCUGGGACUCUGCGAAAAGUCGUGUCAUUGGGGAUACUGCCCGAUCACAGCCUGUGUGUGCUCCAAACUCGGGCCCCCGCCUACCGUGCCGAAGGACACGGGCGUUCAGGGCUAUCCCAUCGCCGGCGAAGACGCGAGCUAUAGUGGCUUAUGCUCGUUCGAUUGCAGCCAUGGCUACUGUCCGACUACUGCGUGCGGUACGGGCGAGGUACCUCUGACGAUCCCUACCAUUUCGGACUUUGCGCCACCUGCCUGUACCGCGGGCGAAGGCAGUUGGGAUCUGGCGAAUCUCUGCGUCUUCGCCUGCGCCCACGGCUACUGCCCGAUCCACGCCUGCACGUGCACCGCCACUGGCACCCUGGACCUUUUCACGGUGGUCAACGCUAGCGCAACAGCACAUCUGAUCUCCGGAGAGGAUGACUACGGGCUGUGUGAUUUUGCCUGCCAGCGCGGGAACUGCUUCGAAGAGUGCGGGGAAGGGUUCGAUGCGUCCGACUUUGAGGUCUGCGACUAUUCAAAGACGUUCAGCAGUCUCGAUGACCUUGCCACGACUGCCCCCGGCUUGCGAACCGACUGUAUAGCUGUGUACUCCCUCCAAGUGCUCAUCGAUAUGCUGGACACCGCAUACGAGAACUAUACCAACGUGAACAGUGGGUACGAUGCGCUCUUCGGAUACUAUGUCACAUACAUGGAGAAUCUCGUGCCAGUGGUUCUCUUGGAUGACUUCAUGUUCAAUAUGAGCACUACUGGGCCGUUCGCAAAUGUGCCGGCCACCGGAUACGGCAUGGAUUAUUUUCAGUGCACAUUAGGUGACGGGAAUGUGAUUCCAUGCUCCAACCUAAACCAGACCACUUUCGUUAAUGAAAGAACGCUCCCAUACGACACCACGGCAUUCAAGCUCACCGACGCCCAGGGCUAUGAUGCAGGGCUAGCCAAGGCCGGCCUCUUGCAAGAUUGGGUAGAUCGAGGGGACUAUACCUUGGUUUACACAUUCGAAGCCCCGAGGGUGGGUAGCCUUAAACGCGACUACAAGUUCUCCGGCUUCCCCAUCAAGAAUGAAUCUAUGGUGGUGCCGAACCCAAAAGAUAUUGUCACGAAGGCUCUUCCAAAUAUCCCCGCCCUGCGCGAUGAAAUGCGGGCGACGUUACUAGACAUCAUGCUGGGACAGUGGCUCAACGGCUCCAGUUCUGAUGCGGCUGAUGCCUACAGUGUGCCUGUCUUUAUGUUCAUACAGGGCAUAGAGGGAAUGGCAGAGGCAAAGAAGCUCGGGCAGCAGGAAAAGAAAACCGAGCAGGAGGAAGAAAAGCGAAAGAAGGACUUCAUAGUCAUGAUCAUCAGCGUGGUUCUCUUAUUUGUUCCCGUCGUGGGCGAGGAAGUCGCGGCGGCGGCGGGGCUUGUCACUCUCGCACGCUCUCUUGCAAUUGCAGGUGAGCUCGCAAACGGGGCACUUGCUAUUUACGAUACCGUGCAAAACCCAAGUUCUGCGGUCGUCAAUAUUCUUGGCAUGCUGCUUGGAGUUGGCUCAAUCACAAAAGUCUCGCGCGACGGUCAAGGUCUUGCAUCUGUUGCCAAGCUCCGCCGGGAGAUGAAACCGGAAGAGAUCGCAUCCCUGGGUGGAACAUUCAAAAGCAACGAUGAUAAGCUCCGGAGUGUCAUGAAGGUGUGCAACUGGAAGAAGUGA